Messenger RNA from Plasmopara halstedii, 1200 nucleotides. RefSeq lists its product as uncharacterized. Lineage: Eukaryota; Oomycota; Peronosporomycetes; Peronosporales; Peronosporaceae. The record is from RefSeq and is a predicted model, not a curated record. The transcript has a single exon. Bases 945 to 1163 code for a protein of 72 amino acids.
UUUCGAAUUGUCAAGAGAAAGACAAGAAUUUGUGCGCCCAACUCUCGGAUGUAAUAGGUCCGAUACGUCCAUAUAACUUUGUACGAUACGCUCAGCCCGUGCCACAGACUAUGUUCUUCGUUGAAAUGUGAAAAAUGCGCUUUUUUUGAAAUUUUGCCUGCGGAAAGCUACGCAUAUCACGACAAUGAUCGAGUCUUGGUUGGUUUUGCACUUGUUAAUUCAGCACCCUGAUUGAAGCUAAUGGUUAUGACUACGGCUUGUAAGCCAUUCCGCAGCUCGCAGAGAGCUGCAAGACGAUUAGUUCGCUGUCGAGUAUACCUAUGAGGUAAAUUAAAAGUAGUCGUCUUAACGUGGAGAAGAACGUGUUUUGCAUAGGACGAUUUUAGACACAAUGGUGAGUUUACGCAUCGAUGAGGCUGUUCGUGUAGUCAGAUGCAAUUUAUGUGGCGCUACUGGAAAGCAAUGAUUUUCCCAGCUAAGAUACUGUGUGUUUCGGGCGUUCCCAAGUGCUACUCCUUAUAUUACUGCGUCAUGUAUUACAACAUGGAUCUUCUUGACGUACAACGUGUGGAUUCAACACAUAAUGAUAACAACAAGUCAGUCCUUCGCUGUAGUAGCUUGUACUUAGAGUGGAAUUAUACGCUCUAUAUCUCCGCAAGGGGGUCAAACACAUGUUGUGCUUUAUGUGAGAUUACUCACGCAAAAUCACAAUUCCAUUCUUAUGCACGACCCAGACGCAAGGCAUACUUUACCAAACGAAGAAACGUCUUGACAGACGUUUAUAGCUGAGCUCUAAAGGAGAGAUCCGGAUUUGAUCUGAAAUCGUCUCCCGAAGGCUCGUACGAAGAAAACCGACGUCCACAACGGAAGCGCGUUUACUUUUGGAUGCCUUGUCAUUUUCGAUAACUCAUUGGAACUAGUCCCGCGAGGCAUCGAACUGGUCAAUGAGCAAUGCGGGACUGGAACAGCUUAUGAGUGAGCGAGUGAAUCCAGUAUCUGGUCAUGUGGACGGGCCUCUUCUUCAUCGCAGAAGUUUUACUCUAGAAAGAGUUCAUGGCGUCGCUGACGACUAUGAUUUUGCACCCCGUCUAUCCCCGCUUCGUUUAUUGCAACGCUUUUUUCGCGAACUGUCAAGUUCAGGACUCGGCCGGUUGCUGUGCUAGUAGGCAUUCGAGUAUGAUCAGGGCGAUGCAUAAAAGG